Echinostoma caproni is the source of this 612-nucleotide messenger RNA. Lineage: Eukaryota; Metazoa; Platyhelminthes; Trematoda; Plagiorchiida; Echinostomatidae. The record is from the annotation of a GenBank genome assembly.
UAUUGCUUUGCUCUGAGUGGACAACCUGGCACACGCAUUCAUGCAAUACGUGGUUUUUUUUGCGAUGCAAUAGUUAUUCAAACCACACUGGACGUAAUGGCUGAUGAUGUAAUCGCUGCAUUGGGGAAUAAAUCACCCGGUGUUCGGUCCGAGACUGCAUUGUUUCUCAGCCGAGUUUUCGCUCGGUGCAACCAGGCCACAUUGACAAAGAAACUCUUGAAAACGUUUACCACCGCCUUGUGCACAACAUCUGUGGACACGGUCGUGGACGUUCGAGAGCACAGUUUCGCCGCACUUGGGACGGCUAUGCGCGUGGUUGGGGCCAAAAAUAUCGAACCAUUUCUGGCGGACCUGGAACCUCUACGAAUGAAUAAGAUCAAAGAAUACAGUGAACAGGUUUCUGCCGAAAAGUCUGAAGGAGCUUCAGGUGAUGUUCUGACAAUUUCCCGUUUCUCUAAACCCGACAGCAGUGACGUUCUUGUUGUCAUAUCUUAUCAGACCAAAAUGCUUGAAAUAGUGUGUAUGCAUAGUUGGAUUGUGUACUCUGUGGUUGCUCAUGGAGGUUCACUGCCCGCCGCCCUCCCCCGAAAUAGGCCCAAUUCCUAUCUUUUU